AUGCCUUUCACCCGAGACUCUUUGCAGCACCUUAUGUUGGAUAACAAUCAGACUUAUGUGGGAAAACUCCAGGCUUCCAAGAAACUGCCAUGUGAGAACCCAGCUCACCUUGCUCAGCAACAGGAACCCUGUAGUUGGCUCAGCUCAACUCCCACAAUCACCUCCAUGAGGCGGGAUGUUUAUUUUUUUGAUCCUAAGAUAUUAAAAGAUGACCUUAAUUUCCACUUAGCAGCCUUGUACAACCACCACACAGGGACAUUCAAGAACAAAAGUGAGAUAGUCUUACACCAGGAGACUACCCAGGAUACCCAUGGAAUCAUCAAGACCCAAUUCCCUGGAGAACUUUUACCCCCUCCUCUACCACCUUCCAUCACUUCCCAGUCUAACAUUAGAUACUGGAUCAACCCUAAGAAGGAGUCUAUUCACAGCAUUCAGGGAUCCAUAGUAUCCGCUCACACUGCAGCCACCAGUGGAGGCUACUCCCAAAAGAAUGAUGAUGGCUUCUUCUCAACCCAAUGUUGA
Messenger RNA from Mustela lutreola (European mink), 522 nucleotides. RefSeq names its product cilia- and flagella-associated protein 276-like. The coding region runs from base 1 to 522 and encodes 173 amino acids. The record is from RefSeq and is a predicted model, not a curated record. Lineage: Eukaryota; Metazoa; Chordata; Mammalia; Carnivora; Mustelidae. The transcript has a single exon.